AUGGUCCCUAAAGUCCCUCACGCUCAAACCAGCCGGGACAAUAAAAUGGUCCCUAAAGUCCCCCACACUCAAACCAGCCGGGACAAUAAAAUGGUCCCUAAAGUCCCCCACACACUCAAACCAGCCGGGACAAAAAAUGAGGUGAAGGUGGUCGCGUUGCCAGAUGGUCUCCUGGCCCUCAGUCGUGUCUGGACUCUCAGGGAGUCAACUUUUGAGCAUGACCCUACGCUCUUCGGAAUGCUUCCUACCAACGAGCCUGCUGUAAGCUUAGAUCAAAGUAAACCAUUUGAUAUUUCUGGCAGAAGAUCUUCUUCAGUAGAAGCAUCAUCAGCCCCCUCUUCACCAGCAACUUCAGGUCGAUCAAGCCGAGGUUCUUCCUCCCAGAUAUCUCCAAGUAGGAUCCCUAGACGGAGUUCUAGCAAGGGAAAACCAAACCAACCUGAUAUAGUCGUCUCCACUAAUAAUAGUGUGCUUGUCUCCGCUAGUCCUAGGAUACUCAGGAAAAAUUUCAAGGCAGAAGGUAGAGCUAGGUCUCAUCAGCGCAAACUAAGUAAGAUGGAUUCGAGCAACCCAACCAUAGUAAUAUCAGAGGAUUUGGAAAAGAUUGAAAUGGAGUCGGACAAUGAAGAAUCGGAAACAACGGUUGCUCAUGGUGUAGCUGAACUAGUUGAAGGGUUUGCUCAGGUUGUUGAAAAUGUUAUUCAAGCUGAAUAUCAAGAGGAGAAGGAGGAGAAGGGGGAGAGGGUUGAGACCAUAGGGGAGAUGGUGGAGGUCGAUGAACCUCCUUUCACCAGGGAUGUUGCUUAUAUUUGCGGAGAAGAAACCUAUUGCGAGCAAUUAAUAAAUCAGGUUGGACAUUUUCAUCUUUAGAAUUUUAGUCAUGCGCACCGGAG
Molecule: messenger RNA, 893 nt
Organism: Eurytemora carolleeae
Lineage: Eukaryota; Metazoa; Arthropoda; Copepoda; Calanoida; Temoridae
Exons: 10
Coding region: 1-870 (289 amino acids)
Source: RefSeq, a predicted model, not a curated record